UGGAAAUUUGCCACUGAAGUUGAUAGAAACGGAAUGUAUUUAGUUGAAAUUGACCGUUCAUUCUGCACGUGCGAUAAGUGAAAGUAGGAUUAUGACGUAACGUAUUGAAGCGUUAUUAAUACAGUUAAUUAAUAUGGCAGAAUUUGGCACCCAGACUGACCCAGAUAUGGGAAGCGGUGCCUCUAGGGAUGGCGAGGAGCUGGUAGAUGACCAGUAUGUCACGCGGUCACAGACUGGCUCCGCCUCCGGACCACACUCCCCCCGUCCCAGGUCUGACAGAGGUCAGAUAUCCGGGUCAAGGUCAGGACUGAAGCAGGGGUCAAAGUCAAGCAUGUCAAGGAAUGUUGAGUCUAUGGAGAGAGUGGCCAUGGUCAGCAAUACUGACUGCUAUGUGUGUGAGCCUUCACAGGGAAUGGAGGAACCAAUAGUGGGCAUCACCAACAAUGGGUUCAAUGUGGCCGAUGUGAUCAUCAUGGAGGGACAGUCCGUCAUAUUUGUCUGGCAGCCCCAGACUGACGCUGUAGAUAUUGUACAGGUUAUACAUGAUGGAGAGAAACUUCGUCCAGUGAUUGGAGGAUUUUCAGGAAGUUUUGCGAAAACCAGCGGCCAGUACGAACAACAGUUCAACCUUGAGGGAGAAUACAAGUUUGCUCUAUCUGGUGUACGCUGUACACCUCUCCUGGUCACUGUGCGACGUCGUAUUGACCUGCUGGCGGACGUCACGGAUGACGGGUUCAUGCCCGACGUGAUCUACAUCGACCAGGGCCACAGCAUCAAGUGGCAGUGGAAGGACUGUGGCAGUCCCCACUCUGUACAGGAGGUCAAGUAUGACCUUGGUAAAGCCUGCUUCAAACGGGACUCAGAAUCCACAGGGAAUGUUAAAACAGUAUCAGGGAGUUACAGACAUAGUUUUCCGCGCCCUGGUCUGUACUACUUCAUGACAGAGAGUGUGGAGCUGGGCAAGCAUCACUACUGCAUUGUGCAUGUCAGGGAGUCACAGAGAGAGUUCCGUGUGGACAUCAUGGACCGGUCCUACCAGCCCAUGAUCCUGUUGAUAGAAGAGGGAGACCGGGUGUGGUGGCAUUGGGACAAAAUGAAGUGCAAGAAACACCACAGUGUAUAUGAGAUAGAGGCUCCCAGCCUACAGCACACAGAUGAGGAUCCAUACAUUCCUGUUAAAGAUGGAUUUCGAUGGACAACUCCUAGCAAGCAAGGUCUGCUGUCCCAUGUGUUCCUCAAGGCGGGCGUGUACUACUUCUCGGACCAGAACGCCCAAGAGGCCGCCGAGUACGUGGGAACCAUCAUUGUGAAGCCCAAACAGAAGGAACACUUUGUAGAGCUUACCACUAGUGGAUUCAACCCUGAUCUGGUGUACGCUCAAACUGGCGACCGUAUCUGGUGGACAUGGAAUGGGCAGGCGUGUGUGAACCAGCCUACGCCACAGCUGUUUGCUAUCAUAGAGUCUGAGGCUUGUCUCAACCCAACAUCACGCAAGAUGUCCGCUAAAGACACUGAAGACAUGUUCCAGUACCUUGACGGAGAGUCUCUGACCCUUUGUACCAAGGUCGGCCUUGCCACCACCCACUUCUCCACUAUAGGUGUCUACCAGUACCGUAUAGCAGACAGCCCUGCUGAGUUCAACACAUGUAGUGUGAUUGUUAACCCUGGACCUAAGAACCACACCAUCCACCUGACAGACAACGGGUUUGAGCCCAAGGUGAUCACUGUGCGCCCGAAUGACCGCGUCUGGUGGGUCUGGCAGGCAGGCAAGAAAACACACAACAUACUUCAGGUGUCCCAUCAGGGAGACCCCAUCGAGGGCGGGUUCUGUAGCGGUGCCCCCCGGGACGCCCCCUCCGCCUUUGUGAACCAGUUCAGCAGCCCCGGGGUUUUUUACUUUCUCAGCCACGCCCUGCCAAAGAUCUUUGGGGCAAUUGUCGUCUCGACACAACCUCAGGUUCACGAAGUGCACGUUGGCGUGGAGAUCAAACCCGACCCAGUAACCGUGAAGCUGAAUGACAUCGUCUGCUGGAUAUUCAAAAGCCUGCGCACGCAUGACGUCCUGCGCGUGGACAGCAUUGAUCAGGUGGUCAGUAAGGACCUCGGCGACACCUCUGUUCCUCCAAGACGGUGCAUGAGUCGAGCAAUAACAAUGACAGGAGUCCAACAUUUCUACAGCAAGUCAUUUACCAAGGGAAAAUCUGCUGAGAGUCAAAACUCUGUGUCCUGCUGUUGUGCUGUGAUGCAGCUAAUUAGAAGGGUAAAGUGA
This is a messenger RNA of Dreissena polymorpha, 2269 nucleotides long. RefSeq lists its product as uncharacterized. NCBI's taxonomy places the organism in Eukaryota, Metazoa, Mollusca, Bivalvia, Myida, Dreissenidae. The record is from RefSeq and is a predicted model, not a curated record. The coding region runs from base 134 to 2269 and encodes 711 amino acids. The transcript is spliced from 19 exons.